This is a messenger RNA of Drosophila obscura, 2848 nucleotides long. RefSeq names its product pollen-specific leucine-rich repeat extensin-like protein 1 (gene uncNacbeta). Bases 136 to 2646 code for a protein of 836 amino acids. Gene Ontology annotation, cellular component: cytosol; nascent polypeptide-associated complex. Lineage: Eukaryota; Metazoa; Arthropoda; Insecta; Diptera; Drosophilidae. The record is from RefSeq and is a predicted model, not a curated record. The transcript has 2 exons.
CGAGUGGAUGAAUCGUCGUGGAUCUUCUGGCUGUUGCCUGGCUGCUGCUGCAUUCGUGAUUUUGCCCGUGGAGUUGCACAUCGUCUCUGUAUCUCUUUGGUCCUAACUGAGCAGUAAUCUAAGGUAUAUAUCGCCAUGAAUGUGGAGAAACUGAAGCGCCUGCAGGCCCAGGUGCGCAUCGGUGGCAAGGGCACACCGAGGCGCAAGAAGAAGGUCAUGCACCAGACGGCGGCCACCGAUGACAAGAAGCUGCAGAGCUCACUGAAGAAGCUCUCGGUGAGCACCAUACCCGGCAUCGAGGAGGUCAACAUCAUCAAGGACGACCUGACCGUGAUUCACUUCAACAAUCCCAAGGCCCAGGCCUCACUCUCGGCCAACACUUUCGCCGUCACCGGCCAUGGCGAGACCAAGAAGGUUGUCGAAAUGCUGCCAGAUAUUCUGCCACAGUUGGGGCAGGAGACGAUCGUCCAAUUGCGCAUGUAUGCCAAUGCCAUGUCGAAUAAUGCCAAGCCAGAGGCAGCUACAGCUGCAGGAGAUGGUAAACCCAGCACCGCCGACGAGGAUGAUGAUGUGCCCUUGCUGGUGGAGGACUUUGAUGAGGUGGCCAAGCUAGAAGCCACCAAGCAGGAGCAGGAACAGGCAAAGAAACCCGCACAGGAAAACAAACCGAAGGACAAGCAGGAGGCCAAGCAGCAGCAGCAGCCCAAGAAGGAGGAUCGCAAGAAGCAGGAGCAGAAACAACAGAAACCAGCGGAGGCUGCCAAACCCAAGGAAAAACAAGACAACAAGAAGACACCAGCCAAGGCACAGACCCAGGCACAGGUACAGACACAGGAUAAAGAUGUAAAGAAGAACGAGCCACAGGCCAACAAAGAGAAACCCAACAAGAACAAAGCGGAGGCUAAGCCCCAGGCAGCGCCUCCUUCUGCUAAGGAUAAGAAGCAGGAUGCCCCGAAGCCAAUAGGGGAACAGAAAAUUGAACAACCAAAGCCAGCUGAAGCAAAGAUUGAGCAGCCCAAGCCAACGGAGCAAAAGGUGGAGCAGCCAAAGCCAACUGAACAAAAGGUUGAGCAGCCAAAGCAGACGGAAGCAAAGAUUGAACAGCCCAAGCCAACGGAGCAGAAGGUGGAGCAGCCCAAGCCAACGGAGCAGAAGGUGGAGCAGCCCAAGCCAACGGAGCAGAAGGUGGAGCAGCCCAAGCCAACGGAGCAAAAAGUUGAAGCCAAACCAGCAACCGCAACACCGCCAAAGACGACUGCUACAGAGGCACCAGCCAAGCCACGGACACCACCCGCUGUCCAAACUUUGGCACAGAUUGUGGCCGCUGAGCCGACAAAGCAGCCGUCGCCUCCAGUCGAAGCAGCCGCUGCUCCAAAGAUCGAGGAAAAGAAAGAGCCGCAAAAGAGCGAGCCUGCACCUGCACCUGCUCCUGCUCCACUGCAGCAGGCAGUGGCAGUGCCUGUGCCAGUCAAAGUGGAACCGACCAUAGCUCCGCCGGUUACAACUGUGGAGACCGAGAAGAAGCCAGAGGCCAAGCAAGCCAGUCCCCAGAAGAGCGCACCCAAGAGCCCAGAAACCGAGAAGCCAAAGCAGGCCAGUCCACCAAAGAGUACAACAGAGAAGCAGCCCAAACAGGCAGCAUCGCCACAGAAGCAAAAGACGCCGCCGCCAGCAAAACAAGUGACGCCACCCGCAGAAGCAAAGUCUGCCUCGGAUGUGGUCCAAGUCAAGGCAGUCGAGCCACUGGCAGCUGCACCAACAGCCAUCGCCAUAGCGGCGACUGAGAAGAAACCAGAGCCACCAAAGGAUGCCCCAAAGGCAGCGUCGCCAAAGCAAAAGACCCCGCCGCCAGCAGCCAAGCAAGUAACACCACCCGCUGAGCAGAAGGCAGCGGUUCAGAGCAAACCAGAUGUGGCCACAGCUCCCGCACCACAAACUGCGGUGGCUGCCACUCCAACAGCUGCUGCACCAGCUCCUGCAACGGCUCCUGCAGCUGCUCCCACACCGUCUGCUGCAGUGGCUCCGCCGUCGCCAGAGGCACCCUCACCGAUGGUUCCAGCUACACCACCAUCGACGCCCUCCUCAGCUCCACCAUCGGCAGCCGCUGUUACUCCACCAUCGCCGGCCACAGUUACGCCCCCAUCGCCGGUUGCAGUUGCUCCGCCACAGAAGCAGCAAGCGGCAGCAGCAGCCAAUGGCAAGAAACAGGAAGCGGCCCAGAAGCCAAAACAGCAACCAGCCAAGCCACAGCCCCAGUCUCAAGGUCAGCCAUCUCAGGGUCAGGGUCAGAAGCAGGCAGCUGGCAAUAAACCACAACAACAGCAUCAGCAGCAGCAAAAGCAGGCAGCUCCCAAGCCGACGGUGGCGCCCAAACCAGCACAGACCCCCGGUAAGCCAGCGGCCCCAAAGACUGCCAGUCCGGCCAACCAACAGCAGCAGCAGCAACAGGGCAAAGGUAACAAGGCGUCGCCUCCCAAGCAGGCAGCGCCGGCUGCAGCACAGCAACAGAAACCAACCAACAAUGCGCCCUCCGCGAAGGCCACGCCCGUGCCAAAGGCAGCCGCAGCACCCAAAGCUGCCACCCCGAAGGCCGGUACCCCGCCCGCACCAACUGCCGCUGCUCCAGCACCAGGAGGCUCCAAUUAGUGCAUCAUUUUCGCUUUCUUUCAAUCGGCUCCCUUGCAUUUUGAAUUUACCGCGCAUUUUUCACACACAAUUAGAACAGUUAUCAGUUAUCGAUAUGCCAAGAAAAACAGCUAAUGCAUCCCUGGUACUAACAAUUUCAUUUAUUUUUGUGCAAUUACAUUUUCAAUAAAAACAAUUACAAAUCACAAACAACAAUCCAGUG